AUGCCGCCCACGCGUGGGCACGUGCCAGGCACACUGACGGUUGGGCAUGUUUGCUACUGCUCAGUUUCUCUGUUUAGAGCACUCCAUGAAAAAGACCAUAAAGCGAAAGGCCUUACCCGGAUGCAGUUUUUUCUCAUUGCCUUGACAGCAAGCUUUCUCUACUAUGCACUCCCCGGCUAUCUCUUCUCCAUCUUGACGUUCUUCUCAUGGGUCUGCUGGGCUUGGCCACACAGUAUCACAGCUCAGCAGGUCGGAUCAGGUUACAAUGGACUUGGUGUUGGUGCCUUCACCCUCGAUUGGGCUGGGAUUUCUGCUUAUCAUGGCAGCCCCCUCGUCACGCCAUGGACUUCCAUUCUCAACGUUGGGGUUGGAUUUGUCAUCUUCAUCUACAUCAUUGUCCCUCUUUGUUAUUGGAAGUUUAACACCUUCGAUGCUCAAAAGUUCCCUAUAUUUUCCAACAAGCUGUUCACUUCUACUGGACAUAAAUACGAAACUACCAAGAUCUUAACACCCCAGUUUGAUCUUAAUAUUGAUGCCUAUAAUAGUUACGGCAAGCUUUAUCUUAGCCCCCUUUUCGCUUUGUCCAUUGGAUCGGGAUUUGCAAGAUUUUCAGCAACCCUAGUUCAUGUGGCACUGUUUCACGGAAGAGCUAUUUUGAAGCAAAGCAAAUCGGCAAUGAAGAACGCGAAAAUGGAUAUACAUGAGAAAUUGAUGAAAAAUUACAAACAAGUGCCUGAGUGGUGGUUCCUUGUUUUGUUAGCUGUGAGCGUCGUCCUGUCCCUGGUGAUGUCUUUUGUAUGGAAAGAAACUGUGCAGCUGCCAUGGUGGGGUUUGUUGUUUGCCUUUGUCUUGUCUUUCAUCGUUACCCUCCCUGUUGGAGUCAUUCAAGCUACCACUAACCAACAACCUGGAUUUGAUAUCAUAGCACAAUUCAUGAUUGGGUAUAUUCUACCAGGAAAACCAAUUGCAAACUUGCUUUUCAAAAUGUACGGACGAAUCAGCACUGUCCACGCUCUUUCUUUUCUGUCUGACCUCAAACUUGGGCACUAUAUGAAGAUUCCACCUCGGUGCAUGUACACUGUUCAGCUGGUGGGAACUCUAGUUGCCGGUAUUGUGAACCUCGCAGUUGCAUGGUGGAUGCUGGAAAACAUCGAGAACAUAUGCGAUGUUGAAUCCCGCAAUCCAAACAGCCCAUGGACUUGUCCUAAAUACAGAGUCACCUUCGAUGCUUCUGUUAUAUGGGGUCUAAUUGGACCAAGGCGACUGUUUGGACCCGGAGGAUUGUAUAGGAACUUGAUGUGGCUAUUCCUUGUUGGAGCUUUGUUGCCGUUUCCAAUUUGUUCAAUGAGCAAAAUCUUCCCAGACAAGAAAUGGAUUCCCUUGAUCAACAUGCCAGUCAUCACUUAUGGCUUUGCGGGGAUGCCGCCUGCAACUCCCACCAACAUAGCAAGCUGGCUUAUCACCGGAGGUAUCUUCAACUACUUCGUGUUCAAAUACCACAAGCGUUGGUGGCAGAAAUACAACUAUGUCCUGUCUGCAGCUUUGGAUGCCGGGACAGCUUUCAUGGGUGUCCUCCUAUUCUUCGCCUUGCAGAAUCCGAAGCACGAAUUGAAAUGGUGGGGGACUGAACUCGAUCAUUGUCCUCUGGCGACAUGCCCCAUUGCGCCAGGUAUUCACGUUGAAGGAUGUCCAGUUUUUUAAAUAGCCAUGAAAUGGUGGAACAAAGAGAUAUUUGAAGAAUAAAAGCUAAGGAGGAGGGCUAUCGUCGUAGUUAUGGAGGAAGGGAAGAUGGUGUGCUCUUAGCAAAUGGUUGGGAAUUGUUCAGGGUUGGGAAUUGUUCUAGUUUUUAAUGCUUUACAGUAUAACCGAAAAUGUAUCAUUCAGAUAAAAUGUAUGGGUGUUCUUGUUUAUUAUCUUGGAAUCAAUUUAAUAUGAAUGAAUGGGUAUAAUUUUACGUUUCU
Molecule: messenger RNA, 1961 nt
Organism: Malus domestica (apple)
Lineage: Eukaryota; Viridiplantae; Streptophyta; Magnoliopsida; Rosales; Rosaceae
Source: RefSeq, a predicted model, not a curated record